CCUCAGUGCUGUCAGGUAUUUUGCGCUAACCGCGCAGAGCCGGACAAAUAGGCACAACAGAAUAGAAGCACACACACACACACACCACACACGCAAAGCAACAACGCAACGUCACACAUAUACACACAUACAUAUAAAAAAAGUGCCUUAGACUCGUUAGUCCGUUAAGUUGUUUGUCGUAACGUCAGCGUCGGCGUCGCCGUCACCAAAGAUUCGGGAGUGUAACAACAAUAACAACGACAACAAAACAAUGUGUUAUUAAUAAAAACAAUUUGCAACCAAGAAACGACAAAAAAUUAUCACAAAGAAAAAAAAGGAAAUUUUUAUUUUGUAUUGAGUUUGAAAAUUGCGGAGCAUAUAUUGUAAACGAAGUAAACGCAGCUUUAAAAUGCUUUUAAGCAAUCAACCGGCAAACACAAAGCCACAGCAGCCGUCGCCGACACCGCCACAAAGCUUCAAAUCGAAGCUGCAGCAACAAAUCGCCACAGCAGCAGCUGCCGCUAACGCCGUAACAGCCGCAACAGCAACAACAAAUAUUGCCAACGGUCAUAGCAACCACAACAACAACAACAACAUUAUCAAUCAUCAUCAUCAUCCCCAUCAUCAUCAUCAUCAUCACCAGCUUCACCAUCAUCAGCAUAAUAUUUCCUUUGCCACGGAUUUCUCAAUUGCCGCGAUUAUGGCGCGCGGCGGAAACGCCUCAAGCAGCCGCGAGCCAUCCGAAAGGAGUUUGAGUCCGCUGUCUGUGGAGCGCUAUUCAACGCAGGAUGCGGACGAUGAUGUUGACGUUGAUGUGGUCGACUGCAGUGACUCGGAAACGCCAACGCCAACGGCAGCGGCAACAGCAGCCGCAGCAGCGACGGCAGCAGCAGCAGCGGCGGCAGCGGCAGCAGCUCAGCAGCAUGCACGUCAUGCAUUGCGUGUUGCACAACAGCAGCAACAACAACAACAACAACAGCAGCAGAGGCAACAGCAACAGACACAUCCCCAUCAACAUGCAACGCCAAACAAGCAACGCCAACAACACAAUCAACAACACAACAACAACAGCAAUAACAGCAACAACAGCAAUCACAACAGCAAAUCGAGCAGCCAUCGAGGGCGUGUUGCGGCCACACCAAGUGCAGCCGGAGCUGGAGUUGGAGCUGGAGCUGGAGCUAACAGCACGCCCUCUCCCCCCCCCAGCGAGCUGCAUGCUGAAGACGAGCGCCUGUCGCCUGAGGAGCCUGCGCAGCUGCCCACGCCCAAAAUUCUGGGUUCGUGCAAUUGCGAUGAUCUCAUGCCCGUGCAAUGCCAUCUGGAGACAAAGGAGCUGUGGGAUAAGUUCCAUGAGCUGGGCACCGAAAUGAUCAUCACCAAGACGGGCAGGCGCAUGUUCCCCACGGUGCGUGUUAGUUUCUCGGGCCCAUUGCGCCAGAUACAACCACCGGAUCGUUAUGCCGUUCUGCUGGACAUUGUGCCGUUGGAUUCGAGACGCUAUCGCUAUGCGUAUCAUCGCAGCUCGUGGCUGGUGGCGGGCAAAGCGGAUCCACCGCCGCCCGCUCGCAUUUAUGCACAUCCCGAUAGUCCCAUAAGCCCAGAGGCGUUGCGCAAACAAGUCGUCUCCUUUGAGAAGGUGAAGUUGACAAACAACGAAAUGGAUAAGAGCGGACAGGUCGUGCUGAAUUCUAUGCAUCGAUAUCAGCCACGCAUUCAUUUGGUGCGUUUAAGCCAUGGCCAAAGCAUACCCGGCAAUCCCAAGGAGCUGCAGGAUAUGGAUCAUAAAACGUUCGUAUUUCCGGAGACGGUAUUCACAGCCGUGACGGCCUAUCAGAAUCAAUUGAUUACAAAAUUGAAAAUCGAUUCGAAUCCGUUUGCAAAAGGAUUUCGCGAUUCGUCGCGUCUGACUGACUUUGAUAGGGAUCCCAUGGAUUCAUUCUUUUUCGAUCAACACAUGCGCGCUGCCCCAUUGCGUUUCUUUCCGGAUCCGCUAAUGUCACAACUAACGCCACAGGAAGCCGACGCCGCCUCGCUGGCGCUGCUGGAGAAGGCGCGUCAGCAUUUGCAAAUGUUUGGCCGCUCGCCGUACACGGAAAUGUUGCUGCCCCAUCUGUAUCAACGUGCCGCACCGCCAGCCCCGCCGCCGCCCUCAGCGCUCGGCGCCUUUCAGCUGGGCAUGUGGCAGCAACAGUGGCCACAGUUGACCGCCGGUUUCCUUGCCAGCGCCAAUCAGCAAGCGGCCUUUGCGGCCGCCGCCGCUGCCGCAGCUGGCGCAAGUCGGACGCCACCACCCACAAUAGGAGGAGGCGGCGGCGGCGGCGGUGGGGGAGGAGUUGCUCCAGGAGCUGCCUCAGCACCGCCCGCGCCAGCCACGCCCACGUCGUCGUGCGGCUCAGCGUCGCCGGAUUUGCGCAUCAAGUCGCAGCUGGCGCACUAUCCGCAACGCUUCAGUCCGUAUCAGGUGCCACAGCAUCCGCAGUCUGCCACAUCGCCGGCGCCAUCGACGCGCGCCGAGAGUCCCUAAGUGCUCCUAGCAUAAGCGACGCCACUCGAAAUCUAUGUGCAAUGUGUUUGUAAAUAACCCUCGCCUCAUUCCCCACAAAUACAACAAAAAGAAUCCCCCCUAAAUAAAUCCGAAAUCAAAUCAACCACAAAGCUGUGUAGCUAAACAUGUUGCAGCAACAUGUUGCCAACACAUAAAUUAGUAGUUCGUUUAUGCGUGAUCGCAAUAGAAGUGAUAUGAGAUUAGUUGACAUUACAAAACUGCAAACAAUUAUUAUUUUUAAACGCAAUUUGAAAUGAUUAAAAUAAAUAUUAUAAAGAGAAUGCGCAUCUGUUCACUAAAUUAAGUAUUAGCUAAAUUGGCAUUCCCAAACUAGAAAGUAAACAAUUUAUAAUAUUGAAAAUAUAUAAAAAUGUAAUUUCUAUUAAAUAAAUGUCUGUGAAUCGUUUUUUAAAAAAAUAUAAAGUCUUAUAAUUUAAUUGAAUGUAUUUAUUUCAAAUUAAAUUCGCAAAUAAAUUUCCCUGCUAAUUUCCUGAUCACGUUAAGCGCCACGCAUAAACGAGUAUAAACUUUAUAAAUAUAUGUACUUAAUGUAGUUCAUAGCCCUAGCCGUGUAACAGUAUUAGUUAAUUUAAUUAGGCUUAGCUUUAGUGCAAACAAUUUGCUUGUGUUUUUUAUUUUAUUUGUAUUUUUAUUUUACUUUAUUAUGUUGUUCAACUUGUUCCUAACUGCAAAUUAUUGUAAAAAUUACAUGCUAAUUGUACACUUUGGACACGCCCCAAAAAAACUCCUCAAAUCAAAACGAAAUCAAAAAUGCAAUAAACGAAAAAACAAAAAAUGGAAAACAAAAGAAAACUAUUUAAAUUAUGUGCAAAAAUAAUAAUAAACAAUU
Drosophila sulfurigaster albostrigata is the source of this 3374-nucleotide messenger RNA. It is a transcript of the gene H15, whose product is annotated as T-box protein H15. Gene Ontology annotation, biological process: regulation of transcription by RNA polymerase II; heart development; positive regulation of DNA-templated transcription. Gene Ontology annotation, cellular component: nucleus. The record is from RefSeq and is a predicted model, not a curated record. Gene Ontology annotation, molecular function: RNA polymerase II cis-regulatory region sequence-specific DNA binding; DNA-binding transcription factor activity, RNA polymerase II-specific. Lineage: Eukaryota; Metazoa; Arthropoda; Insecta; Diptera; Drosophilidae.